This is a messenger RNA of Ziziphus jujuba (common jujube), 1373 nucleotides long. RefSeq names its product protein CANDIDATE G-PROTEIN COUPLED RECEPTOR 2. The record is from RefSeq and is a predicted model, not a curated record. Gene Ontology annotation, cellular component: plasma membrane. NCBI's taxonomy places the organism in Eukaryota, Viridiplantae, Streptophyta, Magnoliopsida, Rosales, Rhamnaceae. The coding region runs from base 286 to 1206 and encodes 306 amino acids. The transcript has 6 exons. Gene Ontology annotation, biological process: G protein-coupled receptor signaling pathway. Gene Ontology annotation, molecular function: G protein-coupled receptor activity.
CUCUUAUGGAUGAAAACGCCAAAUCAGACCGCGAGUCUAAAAUUGCUAAAACCGCUAAUUGUCUCCUCGCUUUCAGAGGAAAAAGUUAGCCAAAAUGUGGAAAAGUCGUUGAUGACCGAAUGAAACUGGUGAAACUAUUUUCCACCACACCUUCCACGAACCCCUUUUUCCGCCAGGCAUAGGGUUAGGGUUUCAAUCAGUUAAGCAGCUCCAAAUCUUACCCAAAAAGCAACCCAAAGUUAAAAUUCUUUUUUUUUGGUCUGUUUUUUUUUGUAUGAUGCUAAAAUGCGAGGUCUAGAAGAAAUUGGUUCACAUGGUGGGCUCUCAAUCCCUCUCUCUCAUGGUCUCGAUUCGACGCUUACAGAUGGGGAUUCGGGUCCCAAGUUCUACGAUUGGCUCUUCGAGUGCCAUGGGUUUUGGCACAACACGGCUCUGAUUGUGGCGUCGCUUCUGUUCGUCGUCUACUUGGCUUUGCAGGCUAGGCAGAGCUUCUCGAAGCUCUUACAUGGCCGCUCUUAUAUUAUGAUUUCCUAUUACGGCUGUCUCUGGCUUGUCAGCUUGCUCAAUCUUGCUUGGUGCUCUCUUCAGGCAUGGGAGUGUACUCCAGGGAAAGAACUAGCAUGGAAUGUCUUAUCUUUGUUUACCACCUCGGGGAUGCUAUUCUUGGAAGUAAGCUUGCUGGCAUUUUUACUUAAAGGAAAUCAUGCCAGUGGAUCACAAGCUUUGACUCGGACUUUUGUUGUCUCAGGGCUAAUUGUUGGUUUGGACAUACUUCUCAAGGCAAUAUACCUAUUUGGAUUUGGUAUUCCAUUAUUCAUUGACACCAAUGAUAAUACACAUAAUAUGAAGUGGAACCUGUGGGUUGUCCAUAGGCUUGUGCUUACUGCAGUUUAUGGUUUCAUAUUGUACAUGUACAAUUCCAAGUGGAGAGAAAGGUUACCAGCGAGACCUGCAUUCUACAAGUACACUGCUAUCAUGUUCUUGUUGAACGGACUAGCACUUCUUGCUUGUGGUAUUACUGGAAAUGGGGCUGGGUUUGGCUUCUGGUUAUACAGUGCCACUAUUGUAUGCUACCAUGCAUUCUAUCUUCCUCUUAUAUACAUAACAUUUCUCGCAGACUUUUUCCAGGAGGAAGAUCUGAAUUUGGAAAAUGUUUACUAUUCGGAGAUGAAAGAUGCUGGUUUCUUUGAUGCUGAUUGGGAGUAAUGUGGCAACGACCUCUGGAUCACAAAAUUUACUCAUCCUAUACGCUUGCUGUAAAUAAUAGUGAAUAUUCUGCUAGAUGUUAAAAACCCUUGUACUUUUAUUAGUGUCUACUGUCUGUAUUAUCUUUGCAAAUCAUAUUUUACAUUGCUUGCGGAGUUUCGUAGUUU